This is a messenger RNA of Coprinopsis cinerea okayama7#130, 1075 nucleotides long. Its product is annotated as thiazole biosynthetic enzyme. Gene Ontology annotation, biological process: thiamine biosynthetic process. The coding region runs from base 22 to 963 and encodes 313 amino acids. NCBI's taxonomy places the organism in Eukaryota, Fungi, Basidiomycota, Agaricomycetes, Agaricales, Psathyrellaceae. The record is from RefSeq and is a predicted model, not a curated record. The transcript has 5 exons.
CUCUCUAUCGUUAUCAUCAAGAUGGCCCCUGCACUCACCCUCGAGAAGCCCGUCGAAACCAACGCCUUCCCUCGCAAGGCUGCGUCCGUCGAGACGUCUGAGAACUAUGAGGGCAACUACAAGUUCGCCCCCAUCGAGGAAGCGCAAGUCUCCCGGGCUAUGAUCAAGCGAUACUUCAACACCAUGUACGAUCGGGCCAUCUCCGAUGUCGUCAUUGUUGGUGCAGGAAGCGCUGGAUUGUCCUGCGCUUACAGUCUCGCUACCCAGCGACCUGACUUGAAAAUCACCAUCGUCGAGGCUGGUGUUGCCCCCGGUGGUGGUGCAUGGCUCGGUGGCCAGCUGAUGACUCCUAUGGUCAUCAGAAAGCCCGCUGACGCGUUCCUCCGCGAGCUCGGCGUCCCCUACGAGGACGAGGGCAACUUCGUCGUCGUCAAGCACGCCGCCCUCUUCACCUCCACCCUCCUCUCCAAGGUCCUCGCCAAACCCAACGUCGUCAUGAUGAACGCCACCGCCGUCGAGGACCUCAUCGUCCACGAGGACUUCGCCGGCCAGCAGCGCGUUGCUGGUGUCGUCACCAACUGGACCUUGGUCGCCUUGAACCACGACACGCAGUCAUGCAUGGACCCCAACACCAUCACUGCGCCUGUUAUCGUCUCGGCGACUGGCCAUGAUGGACCUAUGGGUGCUUUCAGCGCCAAGCGCCUCGUUAGCACUGGCUUGCUCAAGGAGUUGGGCAACAUGAGGGGAUUGGAUAUGAACCGCGCUGAGCCUGCUAUUGUUAACGGCACUCGCGAGGUCGUUCCUGGUCUCAUUUUGACUGGUAUGGAGUUGUCAGAGCACGACGGUUCGAACAGGAUGGGUCCUACCUUCGGUGCUAUGAUUGGUAGUGGCCACAAGGCUGCCCAUGAGGCUAUCCGCAUCUUGGACCGACACAAGGUCGUCAACGGCAAGGUCGUCGCCUAAGUGUAGCUUUUGUCAAGGGAAGAAUUGUAAAUCAUUAUUUGUAACAUAUGUGAAAUGCUUGGGGACGCAUGGCAUCCGAAUUCAAACAAGAUGUCCUGGAAAGUGCUUGUAG